Pteronotus mesoamericanus is the source of this 2582-nucleotide messenger RNA. It is a transcript of the gene VPS9D1, whose product is annotated as VPS9 domain containing 1. The transcript is spliced from 15 exons. Gene Ontology annotation, biological process: vesicle-mediated transport. NCBI's taxonomy places the organism in Eukaryota, Metazoa, Chordata, Mammalia, Chiroptera, Mormoopidae. Gene Ontology annotation, cellular component: cytosol; endocytic vesicle. Bases 52 to 2052 code for a protein of 666 amino acids. The record is from RefSeq and is a predicted model, not a curated record. Gene Ontology annotation, molecular function: small GTPase binding; guanyl-nucleotide exchange factor activity.
UCCGCCCGCCCCGCCCCUCGGCCGCCAGCACCGCCUCCCCCGCCCGGCGCCAUGGCCGCUGCGGCCGGGGACGGCGCGGUGAAGCCGCUGCAGUGCGCCAUGAAACUAGCCAACGGGGCCAUCGAACUGGACACCGGCAACCAGCCCCGGGAGGCAUAUACAGAAUACCUGAGGAGCAUCCACUAUAUCUCCCAGGUGCUGCUGGAAGAAGUGGAAACCACCAAAGAAGCUGGGCAGCCCGUGCCCCUGGAGACCGUGAAGAUGCUGAAGCUGGCAGAGCAGUGUCUGGAGAGGGCCCAGUCGACCGCGGCCAAGCUUGGGAAAGCCUGCCCGAAGCCAGCCGAGCCCGUGGCUGCGGCUGCGCCCUCACCUACCAGCCGGCACCGCCGGGUGUACUCGGACGAGGGGGGGAAGCUCCUUCCAUUUCUGCCGCCUGAGAUGUUCCAGAGGCUCCAGGUGGUGGAGGCGCAAAGCUCGAAGAAGGAGCUGACGCCUCUGGAGGAGGCCUCCCUGCAGAACCAGAAGCUGAAGGCUGCCUACGAGGCCCGGAUGGCCCGCCUGGACGCCAGCCAGGCCCUGCAGAAGACAUCGCUGACCCUGUCCCUGCAGCGGCAGAUGAUGGAGAACCUGGUGAUCGCCAGAGCCCGGGAGGAGACCCUGCAGAGGAAGAUGGAGGAGCGCAGGCUGCGGCUCCAGGAGGCCGCCAACAGGAGGUUCUGCAGCCAGGUGGCCCUGACGCCGGAGGAGCGGGAGCAGCGGGCGCUCUACGCCGCCAUCCUCGAGUACGACCAAGACCACGACUGGCCGAAGCACUGGAGGGCCAAGCUCAAGAGGAACCCUGGGGACCUUUCCCUGGUGACCAGCCUGGUGUCACACCUGCUCAGCGUUCCGGACCACCCCAUCUCGCAGCUGCUGAAGAAGCUCCAGUGUGCCGUGUACCGGGCCCUGUACCCCAUCGUGAGCAGGGGCGCCGUGGCUGCCUCAGCGCCCGGCUGCUGCUCCCUGCCCCCCGACGCCGACGGGCUGCUGGCGCCCGGAAGCCGGCGGCUGCGGCCCUCGCAGAGCCUCUACUGCAUGCUGUCCCCUCUGGAGCCCACCCCGGCCCCACAGCCCCCUGACGGCCCCCCAGCCAGUCCCCCCGCACCUCCACUCCAGCCUGGGCUCCCCGACGGAGGGGUGGGCAAGGACAGCUCCUUCGAGGACCUGGAACAGUUCUUGACCACGUCUGAGAGGCGGGGCCAGGGCCCCGGGGGGCGGCCUGAGCCCCAGACCUCAGGGGUGAAGGAGGAGCCCUUGCUGGCACAGCUGAGGCGCACGGUGAAGGACAUUCACAACGCCAUCGACAGGCUGCUCUCGCUGACCCUCCUGGCUUUCGAAGGCCUGAACACGGCCGUCUGCAAGGACCGCUGCCUGGCCUGCAUCGAGGAGCCCUUCUUCUCCCCGCUCUGGCCCCUGCUGCUGGCCCUCUACAGGAGCGUGCACCGCACCCAGGAGGCGGCGCUGAGCAGGAGCAUGGAGCUCUACAGGAACGCCCCGCCUGCCGCCCUCGGCAUCCCCGGCCAGCUGCUCCCCCAGGGCCCCACGAGCCCGGGGGCCAGUGCCUACCCCUACCGGGCCGCAGCCCAGGAGCUGGGGCUGCUGGUCCUGGAGAGCUGCCCCCAGAAGAAGCUGGAGUGCAUCGUGCGGGCCCUGCGGGCCAUCUGUGCCUGUGCCGAGGGCUACCACCGGGCCCAGGAGCCGGCCCCCGGGGCCGGAGCAGCGCCCAGCGCGGCCGCCAUUGGUGCCGACGACCUCCUGCCCAUCCUGUCCUUCGUGGUGCUCAGGAGCGGGCUCCCCCAGCUGGUGUCGGAGUGCGCGGCGCUGGAGGAGUUCGUCCACGAGGGGUAUCUGAUUGGAGAGGGAGGCUACUGCCUGACGUCACUGCAGAGCGCCCUGAGCUACCUGGAGCAGCUGCCCCGGGGGGCCCUGGGCCGGGAGAGGAGGAGGGCCCCCGCCGAGGACUGUCCGGGCACCACCUGCACCGGGACUCUGCAGCUGUUGCCCCUUCCCUGACCCGACCUCUGUCCCCAGGCUGCUCCUGGCAGGACGGGGCUCAGCUGGGCCAGCUCCCAGGAAGCCGGCGCUUCCCUUCCCUGCCCACGGCCUGAGCGGCUGGGCUGGGAGCCGGAGGGGCGGGCUCCCCUGGGGGCACGAGGGCGCAGCCAGGGCGGGGGGCCUUGCGUCCCCUGGGGCGGCUCCCUGGGCCAGCUCCCUGUCUGAGUCCCAAGGAGAGCUUGUCCUUGUCGGCCCUCUGCCCUGGAGGACUGGGACCCGGGUGGUUUGAGACUGUACUGUUUAUUUAUUGGGCACUGACCACUCCCCCGCCCCCUGGGGGCCCAGGCGCCCCGGGGGCACUCGCCGUGUCUGGGGCCCCUGAGCCACACCCCCACCCUGGGCUGGGGUGUCACACGCCCUGCGGCAGGGUCCUGCCCCCCGUACAUCCUUUUCUGAGUUGGUGCAAACCUGGGGGGUCAGUGCCUGCCUGCAGCCCACAGCCUGGCCUGGCUCUCUGUGUCCCCAGCAGCCACUGAGCUGGCUGUAAA